This is a messenger RNA of Entamoeba invadens IP1, 2388 nucleotides long. Its product is annotated as coatomer subunit alpha-3, putative. Lineage: Eukaryota; Evosea; Mastigamoebida; Endamoebidae. The record is from RefSeq and is a predicted model, not a curated record. The transcript has a single exon. Gene Ontology annotation, biological process: intra-Golgi vesicle-mediated transport; intracellular protein transport; retrograde vesicle-mediated transport, Golgi to endoplasmic reticulum. Gene Ontology annotation, molecular function: protein binding; structural molecule activity. Gene Ontology annotation, cellular component: COPI vesicle coat. The coding region runs from base 1 to 2388 and encodes 795 amino acids.
AUGAGUUUACGAGUCAAUCCCUCCUUUGAGACUCGCACAGCCAGAGUAAAGGGAAUCAGUUUUCACCCAACACGUAACUGGGUAUUGACAUCUUUACACAAUGGAAAGGUUCAACUUUGGGACAUGCGCACCCGUACCCUCCUUCACGUCUACGAAGGUCACAAAGGACCCGUUCGAUCUGUGAUGUUUCACCCCGACCGACCGAUCUUUGUCACUGGUGGUGAUGACACGAAUAUCAUAGUCUGGAGUUAUACGACUCAUCGCGAGAUCUGUCGAUUGACUGGUCACAUGGAUUAUGUCAGAACUGUCCAAUUCCACCCAACAGAGCCUUGGAUCAUAUCAGCGUCUGACGACAGAACAAUUCGUGUGUGGAAUUGGAUGUCGCGACAGUGUGUAUUACUUUUACCGGGUCAUGAGCACUACGUUAUGUCUGCAUACUUCCAUCCCAAUCCGAUGACUCCAUUGAUCGUGUCUGCGUCGUUGGAUCAAACCGUUCGUGUGUGGGACAUUUCCGGAUUGAAAGAAAGAGGCGAAGGCGUAGUCAAGUUUUUGAUCGACGGCCAUCAACUCGGCGUCAAUUGCGCGGUCUUCCACCCGAAACAGCCGUACAUCGCGACAGCGUCCGAUGACAAGACCAUUCGACUUUGGAAAUAUAAUGAGACCAGAAUGUGGGAAUUGUGUUGCUUACGAGGACACACAUCUAUAGUGUCUUCUGUCGCCUUCGUUCCAAGUUGUGAUGUGUUAGUGUCCAAUUCAGAAGACAGAACUAUUAAGUUGUGGGAUAUCACUAAAAGAACACUCAUCUCAUCAUACCAGAGAGAACGAGACAGGUUCUGGGUGACAGCAGUUCAUCCGAAUGGAUACUCUAUUGGAUGUGGGCAUGACUCGGGGUUGAUUGUAUUUAAGUUGAGCAACCAAAGAGUCCCAGUCGUGCGUACAGACGACUCAUUGUAUUACAUUUGCAGAGGUGCUGUGAGGCUCUUUGAGUUUGCUGGAAAGAAAGAUGCUGCAAUUGUCAAUUUGCCGAAGAGACAGACUGCCGGUGUCAACAACCACGCAAGUGAUUUGGUACUUGACGAGACAAGGAAGUAUAUGUUGGUUGCGUACGCAAAGCAGAACUCACACGACAUUUACAACAUUUCGUCUUCACGAGAAGCAACUGCCCUUCCGACAAAGGGUGGAUUUGUUGUUGGACUGAAGGGGUGUUACGCUGCUUUCGACAGAGGAACUGCAACUGUUUCAAUUAGGAAAUACGAAGGAAGUGUCAUCCGGUCGAUUACAUUGACUGAGAGGCCUGAGAAGAUGGUAUCUGGUCCAUUCCCAUCGACCGUAGUUUUUGGGACUCGUGAAGAAGCGAUCAUAUUUGAUGUCGAAGAGCAAAAAGUUCUUAAAGUAGUCAAGAUGAAAGCGUUGAAGCGAGUCGUUUCUGGUGGAGCGUAUGGGGACUAUGCUGCGUUGAUUGGGAAGCGACAAGUUGUGAUGAUUGGAAAGAAGAUGGAUGUGGUGUGCAAGUGCAAUGAAGUAGCUCGAGUGAAGAGUGGGGUAUUUGUUGGCGAAACACUGUUCUACACCACGUCGAGCCAUUUGAAAUAUUUGCUUCCGAAUGGCGAGGGCGGAGUUAUCAAGCAACUCGACACCGUCAUGUACUUAGCCGAUGCAAGACCACCAAAGAUGUAUUUAGUCAAUCGUGAAGGACAGUUGAAACUGUUGACCAUCAACCCCAACGAGUAUUUAUUCAAAUUGAAUGUCUUCUCGCGUGAUUAUACGUCGCUUGCAUAUAUGGUAGAGCAACGUGAUGUUAUUGGACAGUACGUCGUCGGAUAUUUGCGCAACAAAGGAUUACCAGAAGUCGCUCUACAAUGUGUGAGAGACCCACAAAUUCGAGCGGACUUGGCUCUGAAGUGCUUGGAUUUACAAGCCGCGUUUGAGGCGUGCAAGUCACUUGAGUCUCCCCAGAUGUGGAAGUCACUCGGUAACGCCGCGAUGAUAUCUGGACAUCAAGAGUUUGCAGACAAAGCGUAUCAGAAGACUCAAGAUGCCACAAAAGCCGCAUAUUUGUAUGUAGCUUGUGGCGCAAAAGAGAAGCUUGACAAAAUCACACAAGUCACCGAUACAUGGAAGGACUUGAACGCAAAUUUCACAUGUGCUGCACUUGCUGGCAAUCACUUGCAAAUUGUAAAGUGUUUGUUUAAUGCGGGGCAAAUCCGUAUGGCGUAUAUUGCUGCCGUCAAACACGGGUUGGAUGACCUUGCAACCAAAAUAGCAGAAGAGAUCAAGAACAAAAACCAGACGGUCCCCAAGAUCCCAUCGGACAAGAAAAAGAUCCCAUUCCCAGAACCCCCAACAAACAUUCUUUUAGCUUCUAAGCCUUGGCCUGUUAUGAACUAA